AUGCCGCUCAAUUUGUGGGACUGGUUUCUGACGCCACCCGAGAAGGCCAACGUGGCGCGAUUCACGGCGCGGAUCGAGGACCGCUCCAUCACGUCCAAGGUCAUGGCGCCCUUCUGGGAUUACGUAGCGCAAUUCGUGCCCGACCACGUAGCGCCCAACGUGCUCUCCCUCUCCGGCCUCAUGUGCCUCGUGCACGCCUACUACCUCUGCUACAUGUACAUGGACCAAUUCCCGCGUUUGAUUACGGCGGCUGCGGUGAUCUUGGCCUUCGCCUUCCAAACGCUCGACUCCAUCGACGGCAGACACGCCCGCCGCAUCCGAAACCAUUCGCCCAUCGGCGAGCUGUUCGCGUUCUGCUGUGCCAACGUGGGCACCAUCUUCCUCUCCCUCGUCCUUUGCGCCAUCGUCGGCAUCAAGGACACGGACCUGCAGUGGUACAUCGUGCAGACGGCGCAGGUGCUGUUCAUGCACAAACACUUCUCGGCCUUCCGCAACGGCGUCCUCCGCUUCUCCAUCCUCACCGGACCCGGCGAGGCCCUCUUCGCCUUCAACAUCAUCGCGCUGGUGAGGGCGGUGGUCGGGUUGGAUUGGUUCUACGCGCUCCUCCACACGCUGCCCAUCGACUUCACCCUCCAGCAGGCCGCGCUGCUGCUGCCCAAGGAGCACUACUCGACCCGCAACGGCCUCGUCUUCUGCCUCCUCUACCGCGUCAUCCCCGCCCUCACCAUCCAAUUCGUCGUCGGCCGGGCUCGUUCGACGCACUGGGACAUCAUCUGCGACGGCAUCUUCAUGUCCGUCGUCACCUCCGACCUCAUCCUCGCCACCAUGGCGAAGCGGGAGCUGCAUCCGUGGGUGGUGGUGUUCGCGAUGCUGUCGCUGUUCCACAACCUGGCCACCUUCUCCGUGUGCCUCUUCUACUACGUGGCCGUGUUCGCCGACCUGUGCCACGAGAUGAACCUGCCCAUGUUCAGCGUGUGCCGCAACGUCUACGCCAGCGGCGUGUUCGAUCUCUGCCACGUCGGUCACAUGCGUUUGUUCGAGAACGCGCUGCGCUUCGGGACGCGUCUGUACGUGGGCGUGUGCAACGACGAGGACUGCGAGGUGUACAAGCGCCGGCCCAUCAUGACCCACAAGGAGCGGUGCGAGGCCGUCGCCGCCUGCAAGUUCGUCCACGAGGUCAUCCCCAACGCCCCCUGCUUCGACCUCCCCGUCCAAUUCCUGUUGAAGCACAACAUCCACGUGGUGGCGCUGAGCCCCGAGUACGACACGCCCGACGACCAGUUCUACGCCGGCGCGCGCGAGCUCGGUAUUACGAAGGUGCUGCCGCGCACGGAGGGCAUGUCGACAUCGGAGCUCAUCCGCCGCAUCAAAGACCACCCCAACCUGUAA
This is a messenger RNA of Acanthamoeba castellanii str. Neff, 1389 nucleotides long. RefSeq names its product cytidyltransferaserelated domain containing protein. The record is from RefSeq and is a predicted model, not a curated record. Gene Ontology annotation, cellular component: membrane. Bases 1 to 1389 code for a protein of 462 amino acids. Gene Ontology annotation, molecular function: phosphotransferase activity, for other substituted phosphate groups. Gene Ontology annotation, biological process: phospholipid biosynthetic process. NCBI's taxonomy places the organism in Eukaryota, Discosea, Longamoebia, Acanthamoebidae. The transcript is spliced from 11 exons.